AUGUCCACUGAACCCAGCAUACCGGAGGUAUCGCAAACCGAGCGUCAUGGCUACCUCUUCGGCCACCCAAUCGCACACUCGAUGUCGCCUUUAUUACACAAGACUGUAUACGACAACCUAGGGUUAAACUGGGCACAAUAUCCUUUGGAGUCUAGAGACAUGAGCUUGUUCCUACAACUGAUCAAACAUCCUCAUUUCUACGGAGCUUCGGUGACAAUGCCUCACAAAGUCGCGAUACUCAAACACCUUGAUGGUCUUACAGAAGAGGGACAGGAUGUAGGCGCAGUAAAUACCCUCUUCAUCCAAGAAGACGCUUCUGGAAAUCGGUUAUACAUGGGUACCAACACCGACGUGAUAGGCAUAAGGGAUGCGUUCGCAUACAACGUAGAACCAACCAAGUUUGAGAACAGGCCAGCGUUGGUGAUCGGCGGAGGCGGUGCAGCAAGAAGCGCAGUCUACGCGUUGAGAAAAUGGAUGAAGGCCAGCGCGAUAUAUCUCGUCAACCGGGACCCAUCAGAAGUCGAAGCUGUAAUAAGCGAAUGCAAAUCCCGCGGCUACGGCGACUCUCUCGUCCAUGUUUCCACCGUCGCACAAGCACAGAGUAUAGAGGGUGUUGGUGCAAUCGUAGCCUGCGUACCAAACUUCACACCCGUCACACCAGCUGAGAUUGAGGCGCGGCAAGUUCUUGAAUGCUUUUUGGCAAAACCACACAAAGGAGCGCUACUAGAGAUGUGUUACCAUCCGACCACUUGGACGGAGAUCGCGGAAGUAGGAAAGCAGAAUGACUGGCAGAUUGUGCUGGGAACGGAGGCAUUAAUAUACCAGGGACUGGAACAAGAUCGAUAUUGGACCGGAAAGGCAGUAGCUGAGUUGCCAGUUGAGAAGGUGCAAGAAGCUAUCGCCAGGAAGCUGAGCGAGGCAAGAUUGUAG
This is a messenger RNA of Alternaria arborescens, 930 nucleotides long. Its product is annotated as Quinate dehydrogenase. The record is from RefSeq and is a predicted model, not a curated record. Bases 1 to 930 code for a protein of 309 amino acids. The transcript is spliced from 2 exons. Gene Ontology annotation, molecular function: shikimate 3-dehydrogenase (NADP+) activity. Lineage: Eukaryota; Fungi; Ascomycota; Dothideomycetes; Pleosporales; Pleosporaceae. Gene Ontology annotation, biological process: shikimate metabolic process; chorismate biosynthetic process.